CCUUCAUAAACAAAUAUCUGCCUUUCGAAGUGUUGUCGUUAAGGGUAUUCUUUGCUCCCGUCUUUUUCCCAAGUUUCGAGGAAAUUAGAGAUUGUAUUUAGUGGUGUUGUGUAUAUGGGUGACGGUAAGGAGAAUGGUGUUGGUGGGAAACAUCAAGUUCUAAAAGAGAAAGCGAAGAAUCGGGUGGAUAAUCUGCAGCGUCUGUUCUAUGAUCUGCAGUUGGCUAGGAAAGAGAGCCGCACAAAUGAUGUGAUUUUGCUGGAAGAACAGGUUAAUCAGAUACUCCUGGAGUGGCAAACUGAACUCAACCAACCUUCGCCUGCUUCUUCUUUCCAGGGCGGUGGGAGUUUAGGGUCUUUUUCUUCAGAAAUUGGUAGGCUAUUGCAAGUUCAUGAGGAGGGAGAUGAUGCGAUUAGCAGAUUACCAACCCUAAAUUCCAAACCAGAUAUGCAGAACUUUUGCGGCAAUGUGGCACCUCAACAGGUUGAUGUUAGUUUAGGGUCUUUGUCUUGGGACCUUAGUGGGCUGUUGCAGCUUGGUGAGGAGGAAGAUGAUGCCACUAGUGGUUUACCGGCUCCAAAGCUGAAACAUGAUGUUAUGCAGGAAUCUGGUUGCAACAUGGAUAUUCGCGACACUCAAGUGCCCUAUCAGGACGGCUUUGUGCAAGUUGAUCAAUACAAAGACCCUCUAUUAGGAGCUACCGGAAUGCAAGUUAAUAACAUGGGUGUUCCAAGUCAAACUGACUACAAUCUGUUUGAUUCACGUCAAGGGUUGGAUCAGACUUUCAUUGCUGAAAUUAAUAACACAAAUAUCUGCGGCGAAAUUGCUGUGCCUCAGACUGACAGCUUUCUACCAAGUGUCUGCCACCCACCUUCUGCUUUUCUUGGACCAAAAUGUGCACUUUGGGAUUGUCCUAGGCCUGUUCAAGGGUGGAAUAAAGACUAUUGCAGUACCUUUCAUGCCACUCUUGCACCUAAUGAAGGCCGUCCUGGCAUGACUCCUAUUCUACGUCCUCAAGGAAUUGGCCUGAAGGAUAACUUACUUUUCUCAGCUCUCAGAGCGAAAAUUGAGGGAAAAGAGGUUGGUGUCCCAGAUUGUGAGGGUGCUGCAACUGCAAAAUGUCCAUGGAAGGCUCCUGAGAUCUUUGAUCUAUCAUUUAUCGAAGGCGAAACGAUUAGAGAGUGGCUUUUCUUUGAUAAACCUCGAAGAGCAUUUAAGAGUGGAAAUAGGAAGCAAAGGUCUCUUCCAGAUUAUGAGGGACGGGGUUGGCACGAGACAGGGAAGCAAGUGAAUAGUCAGUUUGGAGGGCUGAGGAGAUCUUACUAUAUGGAUCCACAACCAAUGGAAAAUCUGGAAUGGCACUUGUAUGAAUAUGGGAUUAGCAAGUGCGAAACUUUUGCCUUGUAUAGGUUGUCACUUGAGCGCGUAGAUGGGAAGAAAAAUCCAAAAGGGAGGCGGGGCAAAGAUUCAGUUGCUCAUCUGCAAAAGCAGAUGAAGGACCUUUCCGCUUCCACCCAAUGAGCCUUCUUCUGGAUGCAAAUUAAAAUAGGUCUGAUGGAUGGUUCGGCGUAUGUUCAUUCCUCCAGACCAUAUGAAACUUUUCAUUACGGAGCUAAUGAGCCUUGAAAUUAUCUUGUUGGCGGCCUAUAUGGUUACUAUUGACAUAUACCAAAUUCUACACCCAAUCAAUAGAUUAACAAUGUUUUGUGUCUUUGUUCCCCCCCUGUGGGAGUUUCAAUUGUACCAUAAAAAAUGUUACUUUAAAUGUUUUAGAGAUGGAUGAAUCCCCAGAUAUACAAGUUUAGACAUCAUUUAGCAAUCCUUUUACAACUAACAGUGGCUUUAGCAGUGUUUUAUUCGCUACUCUUAGAA
Molecule: messenger RNA, 1872 nt
Organism: Daucus carota subsp. sativus
Lineage: Eukaryota; Viridiplantae; Streptophyta; Magnoliopsida; Apiales; Apiaceae
Product: transcription factor VOZ1
Exons: 6
Coding region: 115-1521 (468 amino acids)
Biological process (GO): positive regulation of DNA-templated transcription; positive regulation of long-day photoperiodism, flowering
Cellular component (GO): nucleus
Molecular function (GO): sequence-specific DNA binding
Source: RefSeq, a predicted model, not a curated record